AGCGGCUGGCAGCAGGCCGCAGUAGAGCGCGCGGCGCGGUCGGCGAUACACGCAUCAUGCUGGCUCCGGCGCUGAGCGUCCUCGCGCUGCUCGCGUGCGCCCCCGCAGUAACCGCCAGAGGCGCUGCAGCGAGACAUGUGGUGUAUGGACACCAGGAUACAACCCGAGACGUGGUGAGAGCGGCGAUGUGCCACUACAACGGGCGGCACUACGCGGAGGGUGCGCUGGUGCCGGUGCGCGCCCCCUGCCUGCGCUGCCAGUGCGGCCGCGGCGCCGUCUCCUGCCGCCGCCGCCCCUGCGCCGCACCUCCAGUGCCCACCGACUCCUGUCAUCAAGACCGCAGCUCUGACACCUGUUGCCCGCAUCUGCACUGCUCAGAUCUCACGGAUAUAGUGGAGAGUGUUCCUGACACCAUCACAAAGUAUGAGGAGGUGUAUCCUGAAAUUGUCAAGUCGCACACUCAUGAGCACCCGGUAUGUGUGGAGGCGGGCACGGCGUACGCGGCGGGCUCGGCGAUGCGCUCGGCGACGGCGUGCGAGCAAUGCUUCUGCCUCGGCGGCGAGCGGCGCUGCGUGCGGCCUCAGUGCUUGCGCCCGCCGCUCGGCUGCCGCGCGCGCCCCGCUCCCGGCUUCUGCUGCCCCCAGAGAUACUACUGCGACCAUCCCACGACCAGACCUCCUGACGAACGCCACCUGCAUGAUUGCGAAGUGGAGGGGCAGUGGGUACCGGAGGGCGAGCGCGUGCCGUCGCCCGAGGGUGCGGCUUGCUCACAGUGCUUCUGCCUCCGUGGCGCCGUGCGCUGCCAGGCGCUGGCCUGCGCGCCGCCGCUGCUCGGCUGCCGGCCGCUGCUGGAGGCGGGCCAGUGCUGCCCCCAUCAGUACCAAUGUGUCUUCCAACAACGACAAGGGUUACCGGAGUUUCACCCUCAACCCAUAUUAGAUAAUACAUUAAAUUCGUUACAAAAUAAAGAUCGAUCAUUCCGCAGCGCUCCUCCGAUGUCACACUAUAAUACGACGUCCGCAAUGUUGACUACUGUAACGGACGCUACGGCUACUUUGAUGAGUGAUAAAAACGAUUCCACUGCAACGACCAAAGUUAAAAGAAAAACAAGUGAUUUUUCGACCCAAACAACGAGUAAAGCGACAGAUGGUCUCACUACAGCAAUAACAACCGCACAAAAGACGGUCAACGCCAUCGCUAGCACAGACAGAACGACUUUACAGGCCGCGGAGGCCUCUACAUCCGAAGACGACACCACCGAGCAGCCCGAGAGCUCCGUAAAAAUCAUUAUCAACGGAACAAUUAAUUGUACUGCCGAAUUGUCAUCAACAACUUUUACAAUAAACUCGACCAAAGCAAACGAGGUGGAGAAGUAUUCUGAUGUAGAAAAUAUCCAAGCGCGCUUACCUAACAUAGCACAGAGCUUUGAAUCUCACACUUACAACCCGAACGAUAUCAUCACUGAUAGAAAUUACAACGAGGAGUUUGAUGAAAAUGAGUCUUACGUCAUAAACGUUACCAGUUCACUGAUUAGCUCAUUGCGAACCAACAACACGGUCACCAGCCCGGCACCCUCCUCCGCCAAAGCGACGCACGCGGCGGCCGGGGACUCUAAUGUCUCUCAUAAUAAUUCCAAGAAAACCAAGGACGAGUAUGAAUAUUACUACGACAAGCCGACGUUGCCACCGUCUUUGCCAAACUUGAAGAUCAUUCCUUUCGUUGCAGCGGACGCCGUCGUGGACGAUGAUACGUCGUCGAAGAAGAGCCACACGUUUCAUAUUGUAGACAGACAUGAUAAAUAUCCCGUGUAUUACCCCAGCGGUGAGGGGAAGGACGUUCCUUUCGCAACCAGACGGGAGGACUUGUAUAACCCAACGCAGUUCCCAAUAUUUUUAUCGAAAAAGGUAGAAUCGGCGCAGUAUCCACUGUCUGUACAUGAGGUAGACCUCACGAAUGAGUACCAAAGUAACGUUGACAUAAUAACAUCAGUGCAUGAUUACGGCGUGACCAGCGCCCUCGGCAACGACUUGCCACAAGCGCACAAAGCUACGACCAAACUACCAGGCCACAAUACUAAGUUUGAAUUAGAAACACCGGUCGUCAAUUUGUUCUCACCGCCAGUGGAAACUGAAGGAGGAUUUGUCCCAAAAGACCCGGCGAUAAUUGAUGACUUCUACGCAUUGUACACUAGCACCCCGCCCGGCUCCAUUAUGCCACAUCUAACUACUUCCAUGCAACUUGAUACUACCAAAGAAUGUGUGUCAGAGGACGGUCAGAGAGUGGUCGAAGGAGAAGCGAUCAGCAUAGCGUGUUCCGUGUGUACUUGCGCCUGGGGUGAGCUGCAGUGCGCGGCGCGGCAGUGCGCCAGCCCGCACGGCUGCAGGCGGCGCCCCGCCACCGCAUCCUCACGAGACAAAUGUUGUGGUGACCUCAUGUGUAAUUCAGAAAACAUAACUACACCAUCUCCACAGUAUGUAUCGACACGAAGUGUACCGGUAACACAAAAUAAAUCUCAGGAAAUACCAGCAAAUAAUUCUGAUGCAUUUAUGAAGUCAAGUAUAGUGGACAAUACUACAUCCAAAGCGUUUACACAGACUACUGCUAAGUCAAGCGUAGUUACAAUUGCCUCAACAAUAAACGAAGAGUGGUUGAAAGCAGAAGUAACCAAGACCGAUUUAGAACAAACUACCACAGAAAAGAAUGAGCAAAGCAGCAAAGCGACAACAGUCGCUGAAGACUCGGAAAAGGAGAUUGAUAAUUCACAGGAAUAUGAUGACGACAGCGAUGACGAGGGAUUCUCAUUGGGAAGUGUUCUAAAGCUGUUGCUAAGCGACAGUUACGCAACCACCACAUCAGCGCCCGUAAAGCAAUCGACAGUAUCUGUAACACAAAUACCAAAUAUCGUACCAAAAACAACUCAGGCGGCAACCACAAAGAAACAACCGAUGAAAACCUCCUCGCCGGUCGUUUCGGUUACAAACCGACCACCGUUCAUCCCCGUGAAACAUCAACCACCUCAAAGUGCAAUAAAUCGUAUCGAUCACUUGAUACUGGGAGAAUCUACCACCAUUAAGAAGAUGACCCCUCGUCCAGCUGUUCAGCCAUUCAGGUCGAUUCCUAACAGAAAGCCCGCGCCGCCAAAAUCGUACACAACUGAAAAACCUUUCAUCUCAUCUAAACCAGUUGGAGUUACUAAAAAAACCGAUUACGUCGAGUACGCGUCCGUUACGCAGGAGAACGUCCGACCGUCCACAUCGAAUCACCUCGGCGGCCUGGGCCCAGGGUUCCUGAAACUGGCUGGCUGCAACAUCUAUGGCAAAAUGUAUCGAGUCGAGAGGAUAAUAUCGGAGCUAUCGUCCUCAUGUCAGGAAUGCAGGUGCACGGAGCUGGGCGUGCAGUGCCGCCAGCUCGCCUGCGCCGACACCGCCGGAUGAUGCACCACUUGUUCACGAACUGCUCGCCGUCAAACUCGAAUGCACCAUAUAUUUACUGGAUUAGAUAAAGUUGUACAAAGUGCGAUGGAUUUAGUUAAGAUGUCUCAUCAUAUCAGAUCCUGCGAGUUAAGGUAUCGUUAGUGCGAAAGAAAUUGUUAUUUAUCGAAUAGGUCACCGAAAACCGUUAGCGUUGAUCUCAAAUAUAGCUGUACCAUAGACAUUGUAUUCAUUUAUUUCGCACAAAAUAAAGUGAUACGUCGACGAAUGUUUAGAUUAUAAUCUCGGACGCCAAUAAUUUAAAAGAUAAGAAGCUAACUUGCCAAUGUAAUGUUAAAUGAAUAUUAGCAUAAUUACGCAACGAUCAAAGAAAUAUAAUAUCGGCCAUAA
Messenger RNA from Papilio polytes (common Mormon), 3821 nucleotides. RefSeq lists its product as uncharacterized. NCBI's taxonomy places the organism in Eukaryota, Metazoa, Arthropoda, Insecta, Lepidoptera, Papilionidae. Gene Ontology annotation, molecular function: protein binding. The record is from RefSeq and is a predicted model, not a curated record. The transcript has 11 exons. Bases 57 to 3434 code for a protein of 1125 amino acids.